This is a messenger RNA of Plasmodium gallinaceum, 1341 nucleotides long. RefSeq names its product conserved Plasmodium protein, unknown function. The coding region runs from base 1 to 1341 and encodes 446 amino acids. Gene Ontology annotation, biological process: poly(A)+ mRNA export from nucleus; post-transcriptional tethering of RNA polymerase II gene DNA at nuclear periphery; transcription elongation by RNA polymerase II. The record is from RefSeq and is a predicted model, not a curated record. NCBI's taxonomy places the organism in Eukaryota, Apicomplexa, Aconoidasida, Haemosporida, Plasmodiidae. Gene Ontology annotation, cellular component: transcription export complex 2. Gene Ontology annotation, molecular function: double-stranded DNA binding; RNA binding. The transcript has a single exon.
AUGAAUUUGAAUGAAGAUAAUAUAAUAACAAAAAAAAUAAAUUUAUUAAGAAGUUUGAGUAAAAAUAAUAAUGUAAAAAGAAAUUUUUAUAAUUAUAAUAAUUUAUUAGAAGAUAUUGAAGAAUGUGUUAAAAAACAAAAUGGAUAUGAACUUAGUGCUAUUUUAAAAUUAACAAAAUUACCUGUACCAAUAAAUGUAAUAGAUAAUAUGAAUGAAAGUGAUUUAAGAAAAAAAAUAAAAAAAAACAAUUUUUUAAAAAAUUAUGAGCAAUUAAUAAUAGAUCAUUUUAAUAUAAUAAAAAUAUUAUGUAAUAAAAAUAAUAUUAAUUGGGAUGUAUUAUUAAGUAAUAGUUGUAAAUUUUUAUCAACAUUUAUUGAAAUUUAUUGUGAUAAUUUAUGGCUUUUACCAUAUUUAUUAUCAAUUUGUUCUUUUUUAAAUAAUAUAAGUACAUUGGCUGAUUUUUAUAAUAAUAAUAAAAAUGAUAUUUUUAAUGAAUAUAAUGAAGAUAUAAAUGAGAAAAAUAAAUAUACCAUUGAAGUUUUAAAUUCAAUUAGAGGUAAGAUAGGAAUAGUAAAAGGAGAUGUUGAAAAACAUGGGGGAUUUGUUAUAUUAAUGCUUCAAUCUAUUAAGUUAUGCAUGAAAUUAAAUAAUAUGCAAAUAACUUCAAGUUUUUUAAAAAUUAUAAAUUCAACAGAUAUUAACUAUUCUUACAUACCUAAAUCUUUUAUUGUUUUAUUUAAAAAUCAAUUAGGAAAAUUAUAUUUGCAAAAACUAGAAUAUGAAAAAGCGGAAAAAGAAUUUAUAUGGGCAUUUUCUAAUUCUAAGAAAAGUCGCAUAGAAUUUAGAAAAAAAAUUUUAGAAUCCUUAAUUUCUAUACGUUUAAAUAAAGGAAUAUACCCACCUAAAAAAUUAUUAGAAAAAUAUAAAUUAUAUAUAUAUAUAGAUAUUGUUUAUUCCAUCAAAAGAGGAAAUAUUUUUUUAUAUAAUAAUGUUAUGAAAAACUUUUCAAAAUAUUUUUUUGAUAAUGGUUUAAAUGAAUGUAUUGAACAAAUUCAUUUUAUCGUUAAGAGAAAUUUAGUUAAAAUAGUUGUUGAAUGGUGGAAUAACCUUAUUAAAGAUAAUGCAAAUAAAAUAUUUAAAGUACCUAUUAAUUUAUUUCAUCAUAUAUUCAUAUGGGCAAAAAUUACACAACAUCAUUAUUAUUUAGAAACUUUAUGCAUUAUAACAUCUCUUAUUUUAUUUCGUUAUAUAAAUGCAUACAUUUCUUAUGAUAAUAAUAUUUUAGUUUUAAGUAAAAAUGACCCAUUUCCAUCUUUAUCGCAUUCAAAUAUUAGUAGAUAG